AUGGGGAAGAAAAUAAUGUUUGUGGGUGACUCACUGAGUCUGAAUCAGUGGGAGAGUCUAGCCUGUAUGAUUCAUGCUGUUGUCCCUGAUUCUAAAUACAAUUAUGUCAGGCAUGAUUCAAUUUCUCAAGUCACAUUCCAGGACUAUGGAGUUACCAUAUAUUAUUACCGCUCACCAUACUUGGUAGACAUAACGAGCGAGGACAUUGGGCCAGUGUUGAAUUUGGGCUCGAUCGUCCAAGGCCGUAACUGGCUAGGAAUGGACAUGCUCGUGUUCAACACGUGGCAUUGGUGGACUCACAAGGGAAAAGCCCAAUCAUGGCAAUAUAUAAGGGAUGGGACAACCUUGUCCCUAGACAUGGACCGCCACAUGGCAUUCUACAAGGGCUUGACCACAUGGGCUAGAUGGGUUGACUCUAAUGUUGACCCAACCAAAACCAAAGUCUUCUUUCAAGGGAUUUCUCCUACUCACUACCAGGCUAGAGACUGGAAAUCGGUAUCGAGGGACUGCUCGGGUGAACAAACCCCUUUGUCCGGGUCGACAUAUCCAGCAGGGACACCGGAAGAAGUUGAGAUUGUUAACAAAGUACUAAGCAUGACAAAAACACCCGUGACUUUGCUCGAUAUUACUACUUUAUCCCAGCUGAGAAAAGACGCUCACCCGUCAGUUUAUGGCGGGAACCCCUCAGGGGUUGAUUGCAGCCAUUGGUGCCUACCUGGGCUGCCCGAUACAUGGAACCAGCUCAUGUAUGCAUCUAUCUUAUAGUCCGACUGUAGUAAUUUGAAAGUUUUUUUACACACUUGUUGUCAAUAAAUUUUAUUUGUUUAAUUUCUUCUCCUCUACAGAGUGAUUUUAGAUGAUUAUUUUCGAGUGAUGAUAUUUGAUCAAUGUAAAAGCCAUUCAAGUUUAGUUUAAUGGUAUGAUCCAAAAGCGUGAAAGGGGAUUAGGGCAUGAUUGGAUAUAGUUUAUUUUGAAUUUGAUUUGAUUUAUUGAAUAAAGCGAGUUAUUAAAAAAAUAAGUUGAUUGAGUUUGGUUUGAGUGCAAUUUUGAGUUUGUAUUUAAAUAA
Striga asiatica is the source of this 1066-nucleotide messenger RNA. NCBI's taxonomy places the organism in Eukaryota, Viridiplantae, Streptophyta, Magnoliopsida, Lamiales, Orobanchaceae. The record is from the annotation of a GenBank genome assembly.